AUUUCAGUCGACAAAAACUAUUUAGUCUUGAUUCUGUGCUUCUUAUAAUAACUUUUAUGUAAGAUUAUACAUUUUUUUUUCGAAUAAUGCCAUCCCGUAGCCUUCCAACUACACAAACUGAUCCGCUUUUGCCACGCAGCUCAAAUAGAUCACGAUCAACUAGUUCCCAUCACAGCUGCAAAACUAUCGUUAAGAUACUUUUUAUAUUUAUUGGAAUAUUGAUGAUAUCAGCACCAAUUGCUUAUGGUUUGACUAUAAUGACUGGUAAUUACGAUGAUAGCAAGCCUUAUUCGUUUACAUAUUUUAUUACAAAUGUAUUUAAUACCUUCAUCAGCAUUGUGCCGGUAUCUAUUUCAUCAGUAGCUUCAAAGCAAUCACCACCCACAACAAAAACUGAAUUUCCAAUACCUUCAAGUUCUAAUUUUUCCACAGAAACUGAAUUCAACAGCCCGAUUAAAAGAACCGAAACAUUUAAUGAAGAAGAAUCAAAUGCCACCAAUGAAACUUUUUUAUCCAAAGAACCUAUAUCCACGUUUUCAACAACUAUAACAGCAUUGCCAGUUUCCGGAGAAAGACCCAUAUCUACGAUUAUUGUCAAUCAUGGAGAGAAUCAUGAAAAUCCACCUCUCGCUCAAGUUGCCACGUGUCCAGAUGAUUGGAUGACUUAUGAAAGACCACAAGGAAGAUGGUGUAUGAAGGCGUUCUACGGAAAGAUGUCCCAGUCCGAUGCCGAAGCAGAGUGCAACGCAGUCGGAGCAAAACUUUCAGGACUUCAAAACGCAAACGAAAGGAUGAAUAUUUCUUAUGUUCUUCGUGACUUGGUAUACAAGGAUGGUGGUGGAAAAUACACAGCUUGGCUCGGUGGGAAGAGAAAAGCUAGCUGCCCGACCGGCGCCUCUUGUGCCCGACUGAACAGUAUCGAGUGGACUGAUGGGCACACGACAGGCACUGAUGGAUUUUCAACUGGUACUCGGGAGCUCGACGGCACUUAUCUACAAAAAUUCCGGGGAGUUCAACAAUGUUUGCACAUGAUUGUCACUCCAUAUUCCGAUACCGAGCUUGGAUUCGCAGACUUCGUUCACGGUUCAGUGGAUGAUGAGUUUUGUACAGCAACAUGGGUUAAAGCAUACGUCUGUGGAAAGUUGCCGAGCUAA
This is a messenger RNA of Caenorhabditis elegans, 1154 nucleotides long. It is a transcript of the gene clec-203, whose product is annotated as C-type lectin domain-containing protein. Lineage: Eukaryota; Metazoa; Nematoda; Chromadorea; Rhabditida; Rhabditidae. The transcript is spliced from 6 exons. Bases 87 to 1154 code for a protein of 355 amino acids. The record is from RefSeq and is marked reviewed.